Messenger RNA from Patiria miniata (bat star), 1145 nucleotides. RefSeq names its product PHD finger-like domain-containing protein 5A. Gene Ontology annotation, biological process: mRNA splicing, via spliceosome. The transcript has 3 exons. Lineage: Eukaryota; Metazoa; Echinodermata; Asteroidea; Valvatida; Asterinidae. The coding region runs from base 56 to 388 and encodes 110 amino acids. The record is from RefSeq and is a predicted model, not a curated record. Gene Ontology annotation, cellular component: U12-type spliceosomal complex; catalytic step 2 spliceosome; precatalytic spliceosome.
CCGAUAGAGGGCGGUAUACUUCAGCGUCUCGUUAACGUUUUCUGAAAUUUUCAACAUGGCGAAACAUCAUCCUGAUUUGAUUUUCUGCAGAAAGCAGGCUGGUGUGGCCAUUGGCCGUUUGUGUGAAAAAGAUGACGGCAAGUGUGUCAUCUGUGACUCUUAUGUACGUCCCUGUACAUUGGUACGCAUAUGUGAUGAGUGUAACUAUGGAUCGUACCAAGGGCGCUGUGUGAUUUGUGGGGGACCAGGCGUGUCUGAUGCGUACUACUGCAAGGAGUGUACAAUACAGGAAAAAGAUAGGGACGGCUGCCCAAAAAUUGUCAACUUAGGCAGCUCCAAGACCGAUCUGUUCUACGAAAGAAAGAAGUACGGCUUCAAGAAGAGAUGAUAUCACUUACAGGGAGACAACCAUUUGGACCAACUGAGGAUGCCUGCCCAGAUAGGAACAAAGUGACCGAUUGAUGAGCAGUGACCAGUUAUGAAUAUCUGACCAGUUGAACCCAGUUGCUUUUUAGUAAAUAAUUCAAAUAAUGUCAUGAAAAGAUUGGACUGCAUUGAGACUUCAAACAGUUGUAAUGAAAGUCCAGGCUUACAUGAGAUCAGUUCAAGAGUUUUCUGGUCAGUUCACAUUGUUUCAAGCUAGCAUGGCAUUCAAUUUCCUUGCAUCUUCACUUUGAGAAGUACAUGUAUGGUCUCGUCUCAAGCGACAUAUGUUGGUAUUGUUCAUUGUGUGUAUUUGUCUUGACUUUCAAAUAAGAUCACUCCCCUUUAGACUUAAAAGCACUGAUAAAAUUCCUAAAGUCCUGUUCAAUCGCAUUAGAUACAUAAACAGUUAAAAAUGUUUUGCUCUCUACCACUCUUAAAAUCGAAAAUUAGUUCUAAAGAGUUCACAUGUUUCACUUCAGACUAGCGUGACAAAAUAAAAGUGACACACAAGUACUGUAAUGGAAAAUCAUUUUUUUUUAUCUGCUGUACAUAUCAAGUUCACAUAGGGUGAGGGAGGGGGUCGAUACACAUGUAGUGGUGUUGGUUUAGGGUAUUUGUGUUAAGUUUUUUGUUUUUUGUGUGUGCAUGUAUGGAUGUGUUAACACUGCACAGGUCUCAAUUUUUGGCCAAUAAAAAACCACAAAUUUAAAUUUUAACUG